CCGGCCGGCGGGGGACACUCGGUUUCGCGCCGGUCGUCUUCCCAGGCUCUCGGGCGCGAUGUGGAGGAGCUGCCUCCGGCUGCGGCACGCCGGGCGCCGCCUCCUGAACCCGCCCCGGGGUGCCUUCACCGCCUCCGUGCGGCCGGGGCCAAACCCCCUGAUCCCUGCCCGGGCCUACGCGCCCCCAACAGAAAGGAAGAGGUUUUAUCAGAAUGUCAGCAUCACACAGGGUGAAGGUGGCUUUGAGAUAAACCUGGACCACAGGAAGCUGAAAACUCCCCAAGCCAAGCUCUUUACUGUCCCCAGCGAGGCCUUGGCCAUUGCAGUGGCCACUGAAUGGGACUCCCAGCAGGACACCAUCAAGUUCUACGCCAUGCACCUGACCACACUGUGCAACACGUCUUUAGACAACCCUACCCAGCGGAACAAGGACCAGCUGAUCCGGGCGGCUGUGAAGUUUCUGGACACCGACACCAUCUGCUACAGGGUGGAAGAGCCAGCGACGUUAGUCGAACUGCAAAAGAACGAGUGGGACCCAAUCAUAGAAUGGGCGGAGAAGAGAUACGACGUGGAGAUCGGCUCCUCCACCAGCAUAAUGGGGCCCAGCAUCCCAGCCAGGACUCGGGAGGUGCUCGUCAGCCACCUGGCGUCUUACAACGUGUGGGCCCUACAAGGGAUUGAGUUUGUAGCGACCCAGCUCAAGUCCCUGGUGCUGACCUUGGGCCUGAUGGACCUGCGCCUGACCGUGGAGCAGGCCGUGCUGCUGUCCCGCCUGGAGGAGGAGUACCAGAUCCAGAAGUGGGGCAACAUCGAGUGGGCCCACGACUACGAGCUGCAGGAGCUGCGGGCACGCACGGCCGCCGGCACCCUCUUCGUCCACCUCUGUUCUGAGAGCACCACGGUGAAGCACAAACUCUUACAGCUGUGAGGCCUGGCCGGGCGCACCCCCCGGCCUGCGGGGCCCCCGCUCGGCAUCGCUCUGCCACGUCCCCCAGGACCCAGCACGGCCGUGGAGGUCAGCCCGCGCCCCGGCCACGCGCCCCUGGCCCAGUUGGGCAGCGAGCGAGCGGAACAAGCGAACAAGCGACUUUCUCUCAAGCUGGUUUUAUUAAAUACCUGUCUGC
This is a messenger RNA of Neomonachus schauinslandi (Hawaiian monk seal), 1124 nucleotides long. It is a transcript of the gene ATPAF2, whose product is annotated as ATP synthase mitochondrial F1 complex assembly factor 2. Bases 59 to 928 code for a protein of 289 amino acids. Lineage: Eukaryota; Metazoa; Chordata; Mammalia; Carnivora; Phocidae. Gene Ontology annotation, cellular component: mitochondrion. The transcript has 9 exons. Gene Ontology annotation, biological process: mitochondrial proton-transporting ATP synthase complex assembly. The record is from RefSeq and is a predicted model, not a curated record.